Molecule: messenger RNA, 1506 nt
Organism: Aureobasidium uvarum
Lineage: Eukaryota; Fungi; Ascomycota; Dothideomycetes; Dothideales; Saccotheciaceae
Source: the annotation of a GenBank genome assembly
AUGUCUACCAACGUCACCAACACAACGAUUGAUACCGAGACUUGUGGAUCCUGGAUGCUCGAGGGCGCGAUCCCUGAGGUCGAUUCCGAAAUUUCGGGCAUUGGCGCGAUACUGGCCUUCCUUCUCAGCGCCUACUUCACAUUCGCGAUUGUGUUGGUCUCGUAUCUACUGGGCUCCAUUGAUGCAGGCCUGCUCAGGCCUGUUGACCUCUAUGUUCACCGACUACCAACACAGCGACGCACAAGUCCCUCCUGGCACAAAGCGCUACAACAAUGCGUUCUCCUCCUUAGUGACCAGCAAAUCGUCACUGGCAUCGCUAUUUGUAUCGCUGGUUUCAUUGGUCUCCAUGGACAUAUCUCGGUAUAUCACUUUCAGACAGUCAUCUCCCUAGCUUGGAUGUCAAGUUCGGUUCACCUUUCGGCUCUAACAAUGCUGGGGGAUUAUUUCCGCAGGCGACCCGGUGUACUGGGAUGGCGUAUCAUUGGUAUGCUGUUACUAUUCGUCCUCUUACUGGUGGCUUUGGUGCCCACUGCAUCUAAUCUUUGGGCUAUCUGGUACACAGCAGAAAGUGGAAAAGACAACGGAAGAACAAGCUGGGCCAUUCCGGCCAGGUGUUUCUUCUUCAAGACUUGGGGCGAAGGAGUCAACCCCGAUGCACCUUUGGCAUACCUGAUCUUGAUUUUGUCCUAUCUCUGGAAGAUUGGCGCGUUGUUCAAAAGCUCUAGAAACGUGUUCCAUCGUCGCAUCAGAGGACCUUACGAAUACUUGCUGGAGCGCAUCCUACAUGGUGAAGCAAACAGAGCCUCGAACCGUCGCGAAAAGCGAAAGUCUUUGUCAUGGAGAUAUCAUGCGACCAUGAUGGUCUAUAUUAUCCUCCUAGCAUUGUUCGAGUUUAGCGCAUCUUUCGCCGCAUCGCUAUGGCUAUCUUACGUUGGUCUCGUCUAUGGGACCAUUCAGCUCAUUAUACCACGUCAGCAGAAUGCUUGGUGGAACAACAAAGAAAACUCGUGGACUUUUGGCCAGAUUGUACCUCUUGUCCUGCUCAUACAACCACUUGGAGCCAUUCUUGAGCACUACAAGCCGCGCAAACAGAAAACCAGGAGCGGUCGUGACUCACUCUCUAGUGUUUCUAGCGAAGAGGCAUACGAGCUUGGUUCUGGAGCACGUUCUACUAUGCUGUUCCAUCGAAAUUCCUCGGACGAGUUUCAACCCACCUUCUCAGAAAUGUUUGCUGCACUGGACGUUCUCAGACCAUCGCAACGCUCGGUUGAGGUGCUAGACCAUCAGAUCCCGUUUUACAACUCGAUCCUUUUUGCCACGAUCAUUGUCUGGAUUCAGAUCAGUAUCGUGGUCAUUUCCUCCAUAGUGUUCUGGGUUGACGCUGACAGCAUCGGUUAUGAUACAAAUCACAACUACUUCUUCGUCUUGGCAGGAGUUGGGUGUUCUAUCGGUGUCCUGAUCCUUUGGACCUUGGCUUCUAUACCUUUUAGUCGGGUAUUCAAAUGA